UAAAUUCCUUUGAGAAAUCUGGGUAAAUAGAGGCAACAGAGCUCAGAUUUGCAGACAGGUAAAAGGCGACUCAAGGACUUUGACAAGACAGAGGAAGAAUAGAAAGAAACAGGCAUUGAAUUAGAGAAUUGAUGUCUUAUUAAACUGAUGAGCAUAGCUCUGACUCUUAUCAACUUACAGUGCAGCUAUAAAAGACAGAAAUAAACAAAAAAGAGUGAGGAAAAAAAACCAAGAUCUCGCAUCUAAACUCCUUCAGCAGAACGUGAAAGAGCCCCAACCUUCUCACUGAGCUCUUUAAAACCCAACUAUUUAAACAUUUGCCAGUAGAGGUUUAGACGAGGAUCGUUGUCAAGAGCUAUGGAAAGCUUAUAGCUUUUUCCUGCUGGUUUUCUUUGUUUACAGAUUUUCUGUUUUGAAGAUGUGCCCAGUUUGGAGGAAGACUCUGGGACGGCCCCAUCUCUGAAGGAUGAAGGCUUGCAGAGCGGCUCACUCCAGCGCUUUGCACAGCUGAUGAAAAGGGGGAAAUUCCAGCAGUUCUACGGCCUGAUGGGAAAACGGGCUAGUGGGGUGCCACAUACUUCACCAGAGGAGCAUAAGAGGCACCAAGGAGAGACGUUCAUAGGACUCAUGGGACGAAGAUCCUCCAGUGAGAGUCAACACAGGACUGGGACAACAGCCAGCCACUUCCUGCAUGGGAGCCAUAGCAUGACACUCCAUCAGCAACCAACAUCUGCUCCUUUCCUUCACAAGCACUAGAUUACGAUAGCUAUGUAGUCUGCUCAUCUAUUCACACCCCAUGAACGGAGUAACACAGUGCUUUCUAGUACCAGAUAAGCGCUUUAAGAUCUUUUCUUUUACUACUGUCUCCUUUUGUCAAACUGCUAUGAUGUAUAAAUGUAUUGCUGUUGCAGCGAAGAGUUGGCGCUUUCUUUACAUCACAUUCGAUGAGCAGUGCACAGGGUUAGCACAUCCCGUCCUUACUCCUGUAGACAGACAGACAUACACACUUUGGUUUCCUCGAUAAAGCCUGAAAUGUAAGUUCUUAAAAAUCAAAAGAGGAAGGAAUGCUUAUCUAAUAAUUUUCUUCAGUUUUUUAAAGUUAAUACCUGACUGCAUGGAGCUAGUGGGGACAUAAAAGUUGAAUAACUUAAGUACACAACGUAUAUGGCAAGAAAGCUUUAUUUUCUCUCCUUCAUCUCCCAUUUCAAUUCAUUAUGGAAUAAGCAUCUAUUGUGGGGCAAGCACAAAAAAUAACACCUGAAAAGCUUUCAGUCACCUCAUUGUGGGGUGGGAAUGGAGAUUUUUUUGUUCUGUAUUUGUACACAGAACAAUUGUUCAGCAGCAUUAUAAUGGGAUGCAUCGCUCUGGUAGGUUAGGCCACAGAGCUCUGUAGUCUAAGGUGCAGAGUGUAAUUAGGAGGCUACUGCAUUCAGUAAACUUUCACCAUUAAGAGUAAUGAAGAAUUUCCUAGUAAUCAAAUAGCAGCCUCAGCUCAAAGAGACUACAGUGUGUCUCAGCACCAUCUUCCUCUUGAGAGAUACAUACAGCUGCUCGUUGAGAAAGACACUCCCCUCUACAUCCCCACAAACACUGUGCGAUCCUCACAGAAACCUUGAGCAUCACAUUCAUAUUUCCUCUUGUCCCUGUAGUCUAAUAAAUAGGCAAGUGAUCUACUGGUACAGCUACCAAGAUCAAUGGUUUCUGCCAAAUUCCCACGAGUUGUUUUCUACGGCAAAAGUAUCAGACUUCACCAGAGUGAGACAUUCCCUUAUUUCUAAUGUCCAACCCUUCUGCUAUAGGAGAAGGGUGGGAAUGAUGUCAACAGAGGCUAUUUAGCAAUGUUCUCAUCAUCAAGGUUUCAUAUAUUCUCCCUGCUGAUCAAAGGCUCUUCCUCUUCAUGGAGGAACAGAGCAGGUGGUAACACAGGGUAGGUGCACAGGAUGCUCAUCCCAAUCAGAGGGUAAGAGAGGAGAGCAAGAAGAAGGGGAACCCAGGAUGAGUUCGCUUCCCACAGUGAAUCUCUGGAGAGAGAUGGAACCAGAAGCAGUUUGAUUAGCUUUCCAAUUUAAAUCAGACAUUGUAGCAAAGGCUCGAAAUCUUUAAGGUCUGCCUUGAACUUCAAACUUUUGAUCUUCAAAAGACAGAGACUUAGUUCUUCAAAAUUCUCCGGGGGGGGGGGGGGGGGGGAGAAGGAAGAAAUAGGUCUCAUUUCAAAGAGUUUAAGGCCAGAAGGGACUAUUGGAUCACCCAAUCUUACUCUAUACCACAGCCCAUUAUUAUCACCAGAUACCCCUAUAUUAAGUCUGAAGACUUCCAUUAGACUAAAGCAUUUCAGUCCUCAGUGGACUAAACUGUGUGCCACAGGCAGAGAACAGGAGACUAAAAGGUGUCAUGAUCAUGGAAGAACAACUAGGACCAUCAGUCCUAGGAAGCUCCUCCCUUCUUUCAACAACUUUGGGUGGCCACUACAGUCAGCUUGGUAUGAAGUAUGGACGUUGGCAGUACGGUCUUUGUGUAACUCUAGCAGGUACAAUAACCCUUUCUCAACAGCACCAUCCACCGCAGAAAGCCAUUUCUAAACAAAGCUAAUACAGGAUCUAGGACACCUUUAACGCAGCCAACUUGAAGGCUGCUUCAGUCACUAUCCCCAUUACAAUGACAGCAUAAAGGCAGGUUCAAAAGUAUCUUACACGUUAG
This is a messenger RNA of Gopherus evgoodei (Goodes thornscrub tortoise), 2697 nucleotides long. RefSeq names its product protachykinin-like. The record is from RefSeq and is a predicted model, not a curated record. The transcript has 5 exons. NCBI's taxonomy places the organism in Eukaryota, Metazoa, Chordata, Testudines, Testudinidae.